CGUCGUUGAUUUCCAUCUCAAAUUUUGAUCUAUCUACAUCGUCCAUUCACGCACAGAGGCAAGUGCCCACAGAGGCAACCGCCCACAGAGGCAAACGCCCAGGCGACUGUUGUGCUGCGAUGUCAGAAAGCCCGCUGAUCACACCCUUCCUUGAACGACCGCCUGAGAUCCGAAACGCCAUCUACGCUGCUUUAUUUGAUACAAGCGAACCGAGGAAGCUGCUGUGCACUAAUCAAGGCGAGCUACACUGCUCUGUCGGUGGCAUCAACUUACUCUACACCUGCCGCGCCACAUAUCGAGAGACAAUCGGUUUUGUGUAUGGCAGGCAUCCUUUUGUGGGAAUGUUCGGUUUUCCCAAUGAAGGCGGGGCGCGUCUACUGGCCCUCUUGCAGCCCAUCAGGCGCUGGCUUCGCGAUAUUGGCGAAAAGCGUGCGUUAAUGACUGGCCUUGAGAUUGAUCUGACUGGAUCCCUCGUACGUCUACAUUCUUGGAUCGAAAUCACUCCGCUUGUCCGAUUUAUGUUUAGCGCACGCGAAUGUGAGAAAGUUCCAGUCACUUUCUGCGUGCAAGCAAACAAUCGACAUGUGCGGAAGCUGAAUGUGGCAGCAGUGAACCGGUUGCUCGACCGUUUGGCGAGGGAUAAAUAUCUGAAGAUCCUCUUACGUUGCUGGCGAAAUUUGAAUCGGGUGGUAGUUGGCGGUGAUGGGAAAGAGUUUAAGUUGUUUUUCUCCUCGACGUCGACCAAACCCUCUGCUCCACUCGAAUAUAGGCUCUCGAGCGACGAUGAGCUCAUAUACUCUAGCAUCAAACCUACUUUGAACUUGGACGGGCUUUUUUCGAAUACCAACAUACGAGAUAGAGUCUUUGGAUAUCUGAACCAUUCUGGUGACAGAAUAACUUUUGAUCUUGAUCAUCACACCGUUUCGCCCCCUUGGCAGGAGCUGCUCCACGUCAACCAGACCCUAAGGACCUACAUUCGGCGCACAUUCAGACGCACAACGUUUUGGCAGCUCGUCUCAAGCAAACGCGACUAUCGACUUGACGCCUCUGCCGCGUUUCAGACGAUGCUCGAACUCAGACCCGACUCUGACAACAGACUCGGAAGCAUCAUUGAGUUAAACGUCGUAACAGAAGCCCCAACAAGUAUAUACGACAUCCGCCUCAACGCUACAAGCCUUGUUGCCGCCACGGCUACAGCGCUGUGCAGUGUAUCUGUGCGACUAGACGGACAACCCUCAACAGACCCGCCCACAUCGCUCGUUCACAUUAAAACCCAACUCUUGCGGCUCUUCGCCCAUAUCCUUGACCUACAUCCGCAACUGGCGCGUCUGUCGUGCCCGCCAGUGUAUAUGGAUGGCCAAUGCCGCGUACGCGAAGCGGACACUGCGGUUGGCGUGAUAUGCGAUCCGCGGUACGAAGAACGCCCGUGGGAUACUGGAGCGAGGCUAGAGCAGUACGGACAGGUCUUCCGGCGGUUUGAGAGGAUGAAGGAUGCGCCGGCUGGGUUCGAUACGACGCUGAUCGACUGUGUGGCGCAUCUCACGGCUUCAUGGUUGCAUUGGGAGGAGUGGAACGGCUUAGAUGAGGAUGCGGCGCUUUAAGAUCAGUUGCAUGGGAGUUAGAGCCUACGAGGAAGUGCUAGGUGGUGCAGAAGCAUCUCGCCGCACAGCGGAGUUCGUACAUCUAUGCGAGACGCCGCGAGUAUCGCGAAGGAACGCUACCUCGCGUAACGCAGCUGCAGGGCAACAUUUUGCAACACCUCUUCACUUUCACCUUCACUCGCUGUUGCCUCGCGUGCGCUAGCG
Boeremia exigua is the source of this 1805-nucleotide messenger RNA. RefSeq lists its product as uncharacterized. The coding region runs from base 120 to 1601 and encodes 493 amino acids. The record is from RefSeq and is a predicted model, not a curated record. The transcript has a single exon. Lineage: Eukaryota; Fungi; Ascomycota; Dothideomycetes; Pleosporales; Didymellaceae.